Molecule: messenger RNA, 132 nt
Organism: Ambispora gerdemannii
Lineage: Eukaryota; Fungi; Glomeromycota; Glomeromycetes; Archaeosporales; Ambisporaceae
Source: the annotation of a GenBank genome assembly
AUGGACACGAAUAGCGAGGCUGUUGAAAAAUGGCAAAGAUGGAAAGAGAUGUUAUGCGCGGUACGAAAGUUUCCGUGGCUUCAAAUACGCGAUAAUGUCGACUAUAUACGCUUGCUGACACAAGAUUUAUAA